UUAUAUAUACCAGAACAUAUCUAAAAGUAUAGUUUCAUGAUCUUAAAUUAUAUUUUGCUUGAUACGCUACUGGUCGCCUACAUAAGCCCCCAACCAUUCAACUAAAAUCUUUGUCAAAACAAGGGAAUAAAAAAAGAAACUGGAAAAGCAGUGAAAAUGGUAAGCAAAAAUCUUACGGCGGCGUUUCUCCUCUUCACCACCUUUCUCUUCAUUUCCGGAUCAACCUCAGCCGUUCAUUCCUCUCCACGACUUAACGCAACAACCAAAGAUCUAGAUUUCAUCCGAACAAGCUGCAACGUUACUCAAUAUCCAGACAUCUGCUUCAAGUCUCUCGCCGGCUACGCCUCCACCGUUCAUGAAAGUCCUGCGAGGCUAACCAAACUCUCAGUCGAUGUUGCGAUUACAAAAGCUAAAUCAACGGUUGAGUUUCUCUCCAAACUCUCUCGGUCCGCACCCGAAGUCAAAGACUGUGUUUCCUACGUAAGAGACGCAAUAGACUCAAUGAGGGAUUGUCUCCCGAUACUACGAAACAUUAGCCGUGGAGGCGAUGUAGCAGCACCGGCUCCGUCAGCGGCAGCUCCACCAUCCUCGGAGGUGUUUCGUUGGCAGAUGGAUGAUGUGUUGACGUAUAUGACUGCAGCGACGACGUAUGAGGAAACGUGUACGGACGAAUAUGAAGACGAAGAAGGAAAGCUCAAGACUAUUGUUUGUGAUCGGGUGAACAAAGAGAAAUUGUUUUCUAGUAUUGCUCUUUCGCUUGCUAACAGUCUAGCCAACAAUGGACCUUCUCCAAGAGAUUAGAUUAUGAAGAUUUUUAUUUUAUUGUGCUUCGUCUGAUAAUUUGUUGGUGUUCUUAUAUUGUUAAAGGUUUCUUUUGAUAAAUUAAUAAAUUACCGGUUUUAGUUAUAAAA
This is a messenger RNA of Raphanus sativus (radish), 911 nucleotides long. Its product is annotated as pectinesterase inhibitor 11-like. The record is from RefSeq and is a predicted model, not a curated record. The coding region runs from base 157 to 801 and encodes 214 amino acids. Gene Ontology annotation, molecular function: enzyme inhibitor activity. Gene Ontology annotation, biological process: negative regulation of catalytic activity. The transcript has a single exon. Lineage: Eukaryota; Viridiplantae; Streptophyta; Magnoliopsida; Brassicales; Brassicaceae.